AUGCUCUGUGCUUCGAGCACGGGCAACUUCCAGCCAGCAUCACUGCGGUUACUUUCUUGCACUAGAUGCUCGCCCGCGGCGCCGAAACAUGUUUUGCUUGCAUCCACCAUCCUUUCCUCAACCCUUUUCUCCUUCCCUCCGCCCCUCGUGAAGGGUUCUCCUGGUGGCCAUCCGCGCCACCCCCCGCGCCACCUUGGGCCAGGGCCUCUUCUGGCAGCACCCGGCUAUUCCUUUGCACGGCUGCGCGUAGCCUGUCGUGUUGUCAUCGCCGAGCUGCCUGUGUUGGGCAGCGUUGUGCCCAGAUCGCUUAUGACGCGACGCGACGUCGAUUAA
Prorocentrum cordatum is the source of this 333-nucleotide messenger RNA. The record is from the annotation of a GenBank genome assembly. Lineage: Eukaryota; Dinophyceae; Prorocentrales; Prorocentraceae.